This is a messenger RNA of Mizuhopecten yessoensis (Yesso scallop), 5200 nucleotides long. Its product is annotated as glycerol-3-phosphate dehydrogenase [NAD(+)], cytoplasmic-like. Lineage: Eukaryota; Metazoa; Mollusca; Bivalvia; Pectinida; Pectinidae. Bases 34 to 2502 code for a protein of 822 amino acids. Gene Ontology annotation, biological process: glycerol-3-phosphate catabolic process; carbohydrate metabolic process. The transcript has 3 exons. The record is from RefSeq and is a predicted model, not a curated record. Gene Ontology annotation, molecular function: NAD binding; glycerol-3-phosphate dehydrogenase [NAD(P)+] activity; protein homodimerization activity. Gene Ontology annotation, cellular component: glycerol-3-phosphate dehydrogenase (FAD) complex; cytosol.
GUACCUAUAACAUGUCAUAAUGGCAGGAAUCGUAUGCUGGGAGAGAGUGUUGUCAUGUCCUCAAAGGUAACAGUACCUAUAACAUGUCAUAAUGGCAGGAAUCGUAUGCUGGGAGAGAGUGUUGUCAUGUCCUCAAAGGUAACAGUACCUAUAACAUGUCAUAAUGGCAGGAAUCGUAUGCUGGGAGAGAGUGUUGUCAUGUCCUCAAAGGUAACAGUACCUAUAACAUGUCAUAAUGGCAGGAAUCGUAUGCUGGGAGAGAGUGUUGUCAUGUCCUCAAAGGUAACAGUACCUAUAACAUGUCAUAAUGGCAGGAAUCGUAUGCUGGGAGAGAGUGUUGUCAUGUCCUCAAAGGUAACAGUACCUAUAACAUGUCAUAAUGGCAGGAAUCGUAUGCUGGGAGAGAGUGUUGUCAUGUCCUCAAAGGUAACAGUACCUAUAACAUGUCAUAAUGGCAGGAAUCGUAUGCUGGGAGAGAGUGUUGUCAUGUCCUCAAAGGUAACAGUACCUAUAACAUGUCAUAAUGGCAGGAAUCGUAUGCUGGGAGAGAGUGUUGUCAUGUCCUCAAAGGUAACAGUACCUAUAACAUGUCAUAAUGGCAGGAAUCGUAUGCUGGGAGAGAGUGUUGUCAUGUCCUCAAAGGUAACAGUACCUAUAACAUGUCAUAAUGGCAGGAAUCGUAUGCUGGGAGAGAGUGUUGUCAUGUCCUCAAAGGUAACAGUACCUAUAACAUGUCAUAAUGGCAGGAAUCGUAUGCUGGGAGAGAGUGUUGUCAUGUCCUCAAAGGUAACAGUACCUAUAACAUGUCAUAAUGGCAGGAAUCGUAUGCUGGGAGAGAGUGUUGUCAUGUCCUCAAAGGUAACAGUACCUAUAACAUGUCAUAAUGGCAGGAAUCGUAUGCUGGGAGAGAGUGUUGUCAUGUCCUCAAAGGUAACAGUACCUAUAACAUGUCAUAAUGGCAGGAAUCGUAUGCUGGGAGAGAGUGUUGUCAUGUCCUCAAAGGUAACAGUACCUAUAACAUGUCAUAAUGGCAGGAAUCGUAUGCUGGGAGAGAGUGUUGUCAUGUCCUCAAAGGUAACAGUACCUAUAACAUGUCAUAAUGGCAGGAAUCGUAUGCUGGGAGAGAGUGUUGUCAUGUCCUCAAAGGUAACAGUACCUAUAACAUGUCAUAAUGGCAGGAAUCGUAUGCUGGGAGAGAGUGUUGUCAUGUCCUCAAAGGUAACAGUACCUAUAACAUGUCAUAAUGGCAGGAAUCGUAUGCUGGGAGAGAGUGUUGUCAUGUCCUCAAAGGUAACAGUACCUAUAACAUGUCAUAAUGGCAGGAAUCGUAUGCUGGGAGAGAGUGUUGUCAUGUCCUCAAAGGUAACAGUACCUAUAACAUGUCAUAAUGGCAGGAAUCGUAUGCUGGGAGAGAGUGUUGUCAUGUCCUCAAAGGUAACAGUACCUAUAACAUGUCAUAAUGGCAGGAAUCGUAUGCUGGGAGAGAGUGUUGUCAUGUCCUCAAAGGUAACAGUACCUAUAACAUGUCAUAAUGGCAGGAAUCGUAUGCUGGGAGAGAGUGUUGUCAUGUCCUCAAAGGUAACAGUACCUAUAACAUGUCAUAAUGGCAGGAAUCGUAUGCUGGGAGAGAGUGUUGUCAUGUCCUCAAAGGUAACAGUACCUAUAACAUGUCAUAAUGGCAGGAAUCGUAUGCUGGGAGAGAGUGUUGUCAUGUCCUCAAAGGUAACAGUACCUAUAACAUGUCAUAAUGGCAGGAAUCGUAUGCUGGGAGAGAGUGUUGUCAUGUCCUCAAAGGUAACAGUACCUAUAACAUGUCAUAAUGGCAGGAAUCGUAUGCUGGGAGAGAGUGUUGUCAUGUCCUCAAAGGUAACAGUACCUAUAACAUGUCAUAAUGGCAGGAAUCGUAUGCUGGGAGAGAGUGUUGUCAUGUCCUCAAAGGUAACAGUACCUAUAACAUGUCAUAAUGGCAGGAAUCGUAUGCUGGGAGAGAGUGUUGUCAUGUCCUCAAAGGUAACAGUACCUAUAACAUGUCAUAAUGGCAGGAAUCGUAUGCUGGGAGAGAGUGUUGUCAUGUCCUCAAAGGUAACAGUACCUAUAACAUGUCAUAAUGGCAGGAAUCGUAUGCUGGGAGAGAGUGUUGUCAUGUCCUCAAAGGUAACAGUACCUAUAACAUGUCACAAUGGCAGGAAUCGUAUGCUGGGAGAGAGUGUUGUCAUGUCCUCAAAGGUAACAGUACCUAUAACAUGUCAUGUUGGCAGGAAUCGUAUGCUGGGGGAGAGUGUUGUCAAGUCCUCAAAGACUGUUAAGGAACUAGAGAAGGAACUGCUGCACGGACAGAGUUUCCAAGGACCCCUGGUGGCUCGGGAAAUCUACCACAUCCUGGAGACCAAACACAUGCUUGAGCAGUUCCCAAUGUUUAUGGCCAUACACAAGAUCUGCGAGAGAGAGAUGGAUCCCAGUCAAUUUGUAUCGUGUCUUCGUAACCACCCGGAGCAUAUGUAGUUUUAGAUUAAACUGUCUUUUAGUUUGUGAUAAUGGUGCAUAAUAUUGAACCUACCGGUAUAGAGUUUUGUUUAAUCAAAUCUAAAAAUGAAAUAUAACCAUAGCUCUUCUUUUGAAACAUUUUAAAACAACAUGCUUGGUUCUGAAAGUAAAGCCAGUAUAAGUUAUUAUUCCUACUUUUCCCUUAGGUACAUAUAUUUGAUAGUAAACUGGAUGUGUUCAACUGUGAAAAGUUAAACACAUUGAAAUUGAUGAUUUUGUCCCGAUGCUAUAAUAAAUUUCCUUCCAUAACUCACAGCUAGUAUAAUGUAUCCACACUGUCCUCAUAUUGUUAUUAUUGCAGCUACAUGUACAUUGUUUUAUAAUAUAUAUAUAUUCUAUUGUUACUUUUAUGGGAGUGUUAUUUAUAAGGACACUCUAUACUCCUCAAGUACACUCGGAGUGUGAUAAUACAUGCAUCUACGCUUGUCAACAAAUUAAUUAAUUAAUUUACCACUUAUUGAAAGCCUCCUGUUUGAUCAGCCUUACCUCCAGUCACUAUAAACUAAAACAAAAGUUAUUCACAUGAAUAUCCCUUGAUUUCAGUUUCAGGUGCUUUUUAUUCAGUGAAAGGAGAUGAGCAGGAGAUAUUCUGUAUGAUAUAAAUGUAGAUAAUGUUGAUGGCAUAAUUAUAUAUAUGAUACAAUGAAUCAGUAGUUAGAUAGGACAGCUCAGGUGAUCAUCAAUGUCCAUGGGAAGUUUGUUAGAUCACCUGGCCCGAGUGAGGUAUUGUCAACUGUUGCUUUAAUUUAUGUAAGAUCACCUGACACUAAGGGCCAGGCAAACUUUUUUUUACUAUCAAGGUUGUUUGAAUGAAUGACCUUUGCUCACUAUCAAGGUCACAGGGGUCAAAUUUUUUAAACCUUUAAAGGACAUCUAAUAAUGGAGAGACCUGCAAACAUUUAGGCUUCUUGAUACGCCUGAUAUAUUUAUGCUUGGAUGAAGGACUAUCAAUGACCUUUAGCCACUAGGAAGAUUUGCCCUUUUUGGCCCAGCCCUCUGCCUCAGAGAGGCACACCUUUGUUUGAGGCAGCAAUGAGUUUCUUUGGCCCAAAGAUGUCCCAGAGAAAAUUUGGAUAAGAUCACUUCAUUCCUAGAGAAUUAAAUGAUUUUAAAGAUUAUUUGCACUACUUUUUAUUUGGAAGAUAUUCUUUAUUGUUAUGAAAUCAAUUCUGUCACAUUCACUGAAGUCCUUCACUUGUAGACAAAGGUUACAUUCACACAUAUCCUAAAUUGUCUCAAGACUGAAGCUGUAAAGAUGAAACAAACACAUUUCUGUCAGAUCUAUUUCAAGCACACAUACCGUACACAUUAGACUUAGGACUGGGUGUCAUACUGACUGGUGAGCAAGCCCACAUACACAUUAUACUUAGGACUGGGUGUCAUACUGUGUAGUGAGCAAGCACACAUACACAUUAGACUUAGGACUGAGUGCCAUACUGACUGGUGAGCAAGCACACAUACACAUUAGACUUAGGACUGGGUGCCAUACUGACUGGUGAGCGAGCACACAUACAUUAGACUUAGGACUGAGUGCCAUACUGACUGGUGAGCUUUACUGGUAAGAGGGGUCGAUCUAUUGUUUGGCAGUCAGUAAUUGGUCCCCCCACUGGUUCCCCGGAGGAACUAUAUGUUUGCACUCCGUCUGGCCUUCCGUCUGAGAAGUUUGUGCGGGACAUAUCUUCUAUACUAUUUCACCUGGAGUAACUAGAUUAGGUGUACAAGAACUUCUUGGGAUGGCAGAGUGCAAGAACUAGGUCACUGUGACCUAUGACUUGACCUUUGACUUUUACUUUUGAAAAUGUUUGUCCGGGCCAUAUCUUCUAUACUAUUUUACCUGGAGUAACCAGAUUUGGUGUACAAGGACAUCUUGGAAUGGCAGAGUGCAAAAAUAAGGUCACUAUAACCUCACUGUGACCUAUGCUUCUUGACAUAAGUGUGGGUCGGGACUAUGGAUUGCUCUGUUUUCAUACAAUCUAUUUUCAUCCUUUCUCUUUAUUAUGUUAAUUAAGUCAAAUGUUCAGUGCUUUGUUAAAAACACCAAAAGAAACAAAUAUGUAACUGCAUAUUAUAAGAGAUAUCUUGGAAUUAUUUCUGAAUUGUUUUAAUUGUUUUGAAUUUUGGUUAGUCUGUGAUUUUUACUCUUUGCUUUAUUUACAUUGUACAAAGGAAUAUGAAGAUAGAUGUUUGAACCUUGCUUAAUGUCGCUGUCAAAUCAUGAGACAAACAUAAUAUGAUAUAUAAGAUGUUAUGGCAGAUAUUUUUACAUAUUCUUUAUUUGUUUUACUAAACCACGGUUUCCAAAGUUUAUAUACAAUCAUUUAUAAAUUCUAUUUAUAUACGAUAAGUUGGCAGAUUUGUUGUUUAUAUGCUAUUAUAUUAUAUUGUUAUGUUACAAAGGUAGUAACUACCCGGUAGCUGGUAUUACUAGUUAAAGUGACCUGCUAUGUAGUUACAUAUAGAUUAUAUUUAAUCAUGUUGAGAGUAAGGUUUGAACAAAUAAAUGUUUUUAUGGUAUAUUGUUGAUCUUAUAGAAGAGUCCCAGCGGUAGAACCAUGCCACUGUUGCAGUCCUUAUUGACCCUAUGGAAAGUUCACAUGAAUGUGAUUACUGUUUGUUUAUGUUACAUUGAUUUUGUAUUAAAUUGCUGUAAACUGAA